AUGGCGAAAUGGAGAUACAACAGAUUUGAGGCCUUUCAGUUCGGUAACGACCUAUGGGAUCCAAGUCAUCGAUUCGAGACUUCCUGGUUGCUGCGACCAUGGGUUCUGUUUGGUGUUAGAGCAUUGAUUUCUCUGUACGCCUUUACCGUCACAUUCUUUAUCAUCGGCUGGGAGGCUACAGACCAUGACGGAAACACUAUUCACGAUGUCCGCAAAUCAUUCUCGUUCUUCACAGUCCUCUGCUACUGGGGAAUCUGCUUCUACUUUCUCGUCGCCGCCCUCCACACCUUCACCUACGCCCUCAACGGCGGCACCCCCCUCCUAAACCGCCUCCCUCGACCCCUCCAAGCCCUCCACUACCUCUUCUGGUCCACAAUAACCACCUUCCCCUUCCUCGUCACCAUCGUCUACUGGGCAAUUCUCUUCUCCUCCUUCGCCACCACCUUCGCCCUCUGGUCCAACAUCUCCCAACACGCCCUCAACUCCGCCUUUGGCCUCUUCGAAAUAAUCUUCACGCGCAUCAACCCCGCGCCUUGGAUCCACCUCCUCUGGCUCAUCGUCUUGCUCGCGCUCUAUUGCGGACUUGCAUACACGACUGUCGCAACGAAACAUUACUACGUCUACUCGUUCCUGAAUCCGAAUCCACCGAACGAUGUCCUUGACUCGAAUGGCAAGAAAACAAACAUUGGAGGUGUAGGGAAGGGGGCGGUUGUCGGAUACGUGUUUGGGAUCGCGGUAGCGAUUGUAAUUAUUUUUUGCUUAAGUAGAUUGUUGGUUUGGGGACGGAAAUGGCUGACCGAGAAGAGGUUGGGGAUGAGGGGGAAGUUUUAUGCUGGGAGGGAGAUGGGGAUGGGGGAUGUGGAGUUGGAGGUUCAGAGGGCGUGGGAGAAGUAG
Messenger RNA from Mollisia scopiformis, 894 nucleotides. RefSeq lists its product as uncharacterized. The transcript is spliced from 3 exons. Bases 1 to 894 code for a protein of 297 amino acids. The record is from RefSeq and is a predicted model, not a curated record. NCBI's taxonomy places the organism in Eukaryota, Fungi, Ascomycota, Leotiomycetes, Helotiales, Mollisiaceae. Gene Ontology annotation, cellular component: membrane.